Messenger RNA from Mercenaria mercenaria, 3499 nucleotides. Its product is annotated as solute carrier organic anion transporter family member 2A1-like. NCBI's taxonomy places the organism in Eukaryota, Metazoa, Mollusca, Bivalvia, Venerida, Veneridae. The record is from RefSeq and is a predicted model, not a curated record. Gene Ontology annotation, biological process: sodium-independent organic anion transport; transmembrane transport. Bases 140 to 2224 code for a protein of 694 amino acids. The transcript is spliced from 14 exons. Gene Ontology annotation, molecular function: protein binding. Gene Ontology annotation, cellular component: membrane.
UACACUUAGAGAAUACCUAGGUACAACGUCACGUACCUGAAACGUGUCUGGAAAUUAAUAAGCAUUAUGUAAACAAAAAGGAGAGCGAUGGUGCGUUCCGCUCAUUGCUGUGGUGGACUUAACAACUUCAAAUUUCAAAAUGAAGUUUGAUAAGUUACCGGCGGAAGCAGCUGACAACGGUCACGUGACAAGCAUAAAUGGGGAUAUCCGGAGAGAAGUGGACCCUGACACACAAUGUGGUAUUGGGUCCUUCCGUCCUGCAUUCCUACAGGUUUUUGCCCGAAUUGGUGCUUUCAUCGGUAUUUACAGUAUCUCAGGACUGCUUACGUCAACGCUGUCAGUUUAUGUCAACUCUCAGGUAUCUAUGUUGGAGAAGCAGUUUGGCUUUAGCAGUGCAGAGACUGGUCUUCUCAUGAGCUGUAACGACAUAGGCUUUCUUUCAUGUGUUAUAUUUGCUGGAUUCAUCGCUAGAAAGGUACAUAUUCCGAGAGGUUUAGGAAUCAGUACUAUUUUGUUUGGCGUAUGUGGAAUAAUGUGUGCACUGCCAUACUUUAUGCAAGACCAUUCUGCUUAUGAAAUCGAGGAUAAGCCAGCAGGCCCUGGCAUGUCAGACAAUAUGACCUUUGUCAGAACUAUGGGAAAGAAGGUUCCAAUGUGCGAAAAUGAGACUAUGAACGGUGAAGAUGGAUGCAACGCGGCAGCAGGUAGCGCACAGGCGACGGCAAAUAUCCAGCAACUUCAUAUCAAGAAGGUAGCAUUCAGCCUCAUUGCUUUUGGAAUGGUAUUCCAAGGUGUUGGAAAGUCUGUAAGAUACCCAUUUAUUACACUUUACGUGGACGAUGCCGUAGAUAAACGAAAGACCGGAUUCUAUAUGGGUAUACUCACCGGAACUGGAAUCUUUGGUCCUGCACUGGCCUACCUUAUUGGUGGACUGUUCAGCAAAAUAUAUGUAACACUUGAACCGGUCGCCAUCACACCAUCGGAUCCGCGAUGGAUUGGUGCCUGGUGGUUGGGAUUUUUAGUGUUUGGCGCAUGCGCAAUAUUCUUUAGUAUACCAAUCAUGUGCUUUCCGCGGAAACUGAAAUCUAAAAGUAGAAUGACAGACCUGGAACUGACGGAGAAAAAAGUAAAGUCAACUGAAAAGAAAACAGUAACGCAGACAUUGACGCAUGAGCUAAAAGACUUCGGACAGACAGUUGGACGUCUAUUGCGUAAUCCGAUUUACGUAACUAUAACUGUAUCAUCAGUUAUCAAUAUAGUGGGCGUGGCAGGAGUUUUAUCGUUUAUGCCGAAGUAUCUAGCGGCACAGUACACAAUACCGUUGUGGCAGGCAAAUAUCAUCCUUGCUUUGAGUAGUAUUUCUGCUGUGGCGUUGGGUUCUUUUCUUGGUGGCGUUAUGUCGCGUAGAAUUGAAAUGACUCCCCAGAAAACGGUCAAACUGUUGCUUCUCUUCUACGCCAUUAAUUUCAUUUGCGUGUGUAGUGGAUUUGUACUCGGAUGUGAUCAACCAGCGCUAGUAGGAGACAAUGGGAAAGGUGAGGUGUCCUCAUUUUACAAAUCCGUGGAACAGUCCUGUAUACAAGGAUGUACCUGUGAUGACGAGAAAUAUUUUCCGGUGUGUGGUGAUGACGGUCGUUCUUACUUUAGUCCCUGCCACGCUGGUUGUACAGAGAAAAGCACAAAGUCAUUCACGAACUGCACGUGCAUUCCCUCUGGUCACGCUGUGCCAGGGCUAUGUGAUCAAGGGUGCUCUACUAAACUGUACCUGUACGCUGUUUUCACAUUCAUAGGAAAGCUUUUUACUGCCUUCAAAAUUAUACCGACGUUUCUUGCAAAAAUAAGAUGUGUUGAAGAAAGAGAUCGAGCUGCAGCAUCGGCAUUUUCCGGAUUCUUAACUUCCGCACUAGGUUGGAUGCCAGGCCCAGUUAUCUUUGGUGCUGUAAUUGACGGGACGUGCACUUUAUGGAAGUACACGUGUGGAGAACGACAAUCGUGUUUUCUGUACGACAUCGUAUUUUUCCGUAACGCUAUCCAUGGUUACGCAACAGUGGCGACAACAGUUGCGAUGCUAAUUGUUGUUAUGUUGUACAUUUACUUCCGGGUCAAAGGAAUUACAGAAUGGCGGGAGGGAGAGAAGAAACCCGGGUUGGACCAAUCUGUGACCGUGGAAAAUGGAAAGAAGGGUGGACAUAUUUAUAAACAAAUGGAAACCACGAAUGACUGACAGGGAAAAAAAGAGAGGAACACUUUUCAGACAUGUAGUUCUGUAUAUGGUUGUCACAUAAUUAUUUUAAUCAAGCAAAUAAUAAGCACAGGGUACUAGAAUGUUGCGCAGUUCUGUUAGUGCUGAUUAUAUAAUAGUUUCGGCAAAAAUGUAUAUUUCCGUGCGAACAUGGAAUCGUCGAUUCCUGAAUAUCAGAUUUAUGGAUUUUUAUUACUGCAUGUAUUUACUAUUGCGGAUUGAUGCAUUUAUGAAUUCUACAAAAAAUAAUACCGGCGAAUUACAUUGAGUUCUCGGUAUAGAGAAAUAUAAUACUUUCAACGUACACAGACCGUCAGAACCAUGCAGUUCAACGGUUAUUAGAUAUGAAAAUUUGUUCUUUUAUAAAGUAAUGUUUAUGACUUUCACUUGAUAGAUCUGUAUUAUUUUCAAACAUAUACCAAAGAAGUUAAAAAAAUACCGAGUCUUUUGACCGUCAGUUUCUGCAUUAUUUCAAAAUCAUUGCAACCGUUUACUACCCUCUACAUAAGAAUUGUGGUUACUUAUAAGAAUAUCUUGAAAAAAUGCAUAUGUCAAUAACUUUUUUGCUGCUAAUCACUUUCAGAAUACUCAGUUUUUAUGGCUUUUAAACGAAUUAUUUUAUUCAAAUUGUUUGGAUUAGUCUCUUUAAUAUUCUUGUACAUUAAUUGUUGUUAUACUUGGAAUGUAAUACAAGUGAAAUGAGAAUAUGUUCUAUCUCUGUCUCUUGUCUUAUUUUCCCCUUAAAAUAGCCUGCUCCAUAGAAAAAAUAUGUGGAAAAAAUCAGAAAAUGAACUUUACUUAUAUAUUAAUGUUUACAUUAUUUAAGAUACUUGUUUUUUGACAUUAAAGCAUUUUAAUUGUAGACGAUCGUUGAAUAAGUUAACUCUCUAGAGGGUAUAAUCUAAUGAUCAGUUGUCAGUGGGAAAAACGUUGAUCUAGGUAGUUUAUAGGAGUUAAAGGAUAAAUAAAAGUACAAAAGUACUUUCUUUUGAUAUAUAUGUUUUCAGGCAGCUCGGGAGAUAUAGCCUUAAUGGGUUCGGUUAACCUCACCCCUUCUAGCCCGUAUCAGUCUCGACCAGUAGCCUAUUUCUUAAUAACAUAUAGUCUGCUUUGUCAGGGGAGGGCUCCAGAUAAUGUUGUUAUAACUUCUGACCAAACCCUUUUGUAUAUUUACAUUGAUGUAUUUAUGUAUGCUUGUUGUAUGUGUGUGUAUUGAAUAUAUUAUAUAUAUAAUAUGAUUAAAGAAAAAAAAAUCAA